AUGCGUGGAAGGGCCAGGGUCUUCUACGCUAACCUCUUCUCCCCGGAUCCGACCAAUGCCAAUGCUUACCAGGAGAAGGCAUUUGACAGGAUGGACCAUGGGUAUCUCCUGGGCACUCUGCGGGCAUUCGGGUUCGGGCCCCAGUUCGUGGGCUUUCUCCAGGUGCUGUACGCCUCCACGGAGUGCUUGGUCAGGCUCAACUGGACCCUGACCGAACCGCCCAGUGAGGGGCUGGAUCAGAACCUGCUGGAGAAACAACUGAUUGAGCUGCACCAGCAGAACCAGCAGCUGCUGGAGGAGAAGAAGGAGAUGGAACAGAAGCUUCGGGCAGAGAUCCUGCAGCUAAAGGAACAUAUUGCCAGCAUUGUCCAAGCUAACAUCCGCAUGGCAGAGGAGCUGAAACAGUACCGAACCUCAGAUGACCUGGAGAAGAAAGUCAGCAAGAUGGUUGUGCAGAUGGAGUGGCAGCACCGGGAAUUGCUGCGGAUGCAGGUGGCAGCCCUGCGGAAGGAGUUUGCCCAGAAAGAGAGUCGGCUGACAAACGGCAAAUCCACACCUCCAGCAGACACUGCCCUGGAAACCAGGGAGCCGGCUGUGACCUCCUCCAUGCACACGCUUCUGGCCAACGCUGCCCUGGCCUCCCGGUUCACCCUGCCCAACAGUCUGGUGGGUCCCCAGGACACUGCGACGCCCAGGCCGUUAGACAUUAGCACUGGGGAUGUCAUUUCCUUCAUUGAGCCGCCAGAAAGCUUACCUGGCACUGGGGGCAACAGCCUGGAAAAGCUGGAGAUCGUGGAGCUGCACCUGGACACGAAACCGAGCAUAGCGAACCAGGAAGCUGGCUCCCCACCAGCUCACGUCCAGCUCCUACCCACUGGCGAAAUGAACGAACCCAUGGGACUGCUGCCUUCACCGGGCGGAGAGAAGCGGCUGGCACAGCACAUGUUGGCAAGAGAAACCAAAGCCAAACAGCAGCGGACAGUCUGAUCCCACGCGGGGAGCUUACACCACACAAGCCCUGACAAACCUCUCUCUUCCUAAGCCAGUAGCCAAACAAACUUGCCAGUUCCCUGUUUUGUAGCCAGUGCUUUAAACUGAUAGUUAUACAUGGUGCUGUCAGUUAUUAA
This is a messenger RNA of Terrapene triunguis (Three-toed box turtle), 1127 nucleotides long. RefSeq lists its product as uncharacterized. Lineage: Eukaryota; Metazoa; Chordata; Testudines; Emydidae. The transcript has 5 exons. Bases 1 to 987 code for a protein of 328 amino acids. The record is from RefSeq and is a predicted model, not a curated record.